UGAUUCACACCAUGGCCCCCAAGAUGAGAGCAUACAAUGGAUUUAUUAGUGGUCUAUUUAUCAUUAUCUGUGCACUAAUUUGGCUUUUAAAUUUGAAAAAUUCGACAGAGAGAGUGCGUCCUCUGCCAAUUCCCUCUGAGUACCAGGCUGACCUGCCUGGCUGUUUGGCCAUCAUCAACGGAGACUUGGAAGGUACAAGGUUCCGAUUAGAACAGCUCAUGAAACCUGGUGAGACAAAGGCUUUGCCUACAAAAUUCGACCCUACUGUGACAAAAGACUGCAAGGCGUAUGUCAGAAGGAGAGGGUUCAUCCCAGCGCCUCUGAGUGUGGAGGAGCAAAACUUUCCCAUUGCCUACUCCAUGGUGAUCCAUGAGAAAGUGGAGAUGUUUGAGCGACUCUUGCGUGCCAUUUACCAUCCACAGAAUAUCUACUGUGUGCAUGUGGACAAGAAAUCUUCUCAGGACUUCCUGCAUGCUGUAAGCGCAAUUGUUUCCUGUUUCCCGAACGUGUUCAUAGCGAGCAAAUUGGAAACGAUUGUUUACGGAACGUGGUAUCGGGUCCAGGCCGAUUUGAAUUGCAUGAAAGACCUGCUGCAUAAACCUGUCCAGUGGAAAUACCUGCUCAACACCUGUGGGGCAGAUCUCCCAAUCAAAACUAAUGCAGAGAUGGUGAUGGCACUGCAAGCGCUCAAUGGAAGGAAUAGUUUGGAGUCUGAAGCUACCAACGAUUACAAAAAGAAUCGCUGGAAGUACCAUUUCGAAGUGUCCGACCAAAUCAUCCAGACAAAUGUCCUGAAAAGCCCCCCUCCUAUCAGCACCCCUAUGUAUCAGGGCAACGCUUACUUUGUGGUGACAAGAGAGUUUGUGAGACAUGUGAUUGAGGACCCAGAGAUACAGAAAUUUCUGGAGUGGGAGAAGGACACCUACAGCCCAGACGAACACCUGUGGGCCACUCUUCAACGAAUGCCAUCCGUGCCCGGGUCACAGCCUCCCAAUGACAAGUAUGAUGCGUCGGACAUGAAUUCCAUCGCUCGCCUGGUGAAGUGGGGUUCCUUGGAAGGGGACAUCCGGAAAGGGGCUCCCUAUGCUCCCUGCCGCGGCAUCCACAGAAGAGCUAUUUGCCUGUUUGGGGUCGGUGACCUCCACUGGUUAUUUCAACAGCAACACCUUAUGGCGAACAAAUUUGACCCAGAGGUCAAUAACAUUAGCAUUAGAUGCAUAGAAGCAUAUCUCAACUUUAAAUCAUGGAGGGAUGGCUCACGCUCAAACCACAAAUAUGAUGCUGUCUUGAAGUCUCUUUUCAGUUUUUCACAUAGUGAAAAACUGUCAUAUAGUAGGAGCGAUAUUAAGUUUAAAAAAUUGUUUAUGGAUGUAAGUAAGAAUUUUAUAUAAAAUAGCGUGUAUGUUAAGGAAGCGCAUAGUAUGUGUAUGUGUAUAGUGGAUUUCAAGGAAAUCUUUUAGAGAACCGCAGUGCCAUCUAGUGGGCAAAAAGAGUAGCUUUUUAUAAAAGCGCUGGACUCUGACAUCGAUGAAUUAGAAUACCCUAGGGGGCCUCGUGAAUAUAUGAGAUUAGAGCAGAGAUUUAAAGAAGUUGAGUUUAAUUUACAAUAGGCUGCAGGGGCGAUUCUAGGAUGAGACCUUUUGGGGGCUCAGCCCCUAAUGAGGAUGUGACAUGCCGCAUGCGUAUAGUGCAUUGCAAAAGUGCUCAGCCCCCCCGACUGCUAAAUCACUAAUUUCACUGGAUAACAAUUAUAAUAUAAUAUUUAACUGUAUAAGACAUUUUAAUUUACAAAAAUACUUUUGAUGAAUUACUAGCAACAUUCUUCUCACACCAUAAAAUAUUUGGUGUAAUUGGCCACCAGCAAUUGGUGGUCAAUUGUUGUUCAAAAUAAUUAUGGGUAAUUAUUAUUGGUUUCAAUAUAAUAACCUGUUUUAGAUUUUCUUAAACAAAAAUAAUGAAGUGCAUGAAUUGGAUCAUUAGUUACAUUGGCCAUAAUCUCAGAGCUACACCAAAUUUAUAAAAAAAAAUCUAUAAUAUAUAUAUAAUAUAAACCUGUACAAAGGCCUUUGAACCUGUCAUUGUUUGAACCCUGUGUCUAAGGUUCAAACAGGUUUGACAGGUUUUCAAAAUAUAACUUAAGAGGGGCUAAAUAAUAAUUCAGAAAUUAAUAUUGACAUUAAAAAUAAUGUAAAAAUAAGUCUACUGUGUUAAAUAACAUUGUAUGAUUUAAUUUAAAAAAUAUUAAUGCCCCAUUAUGUUUUUGUCCUGGUUGUCCUAUUUUUGAACAAUUUACGAAUGAAGUAGGCCUAUAGUGAUCCUGUAUAAAAGUGUUGUGGAAUUGUGUCAUGUCUUCUAUGAAC
Gadus morhua (Atlantic cod) is the source of this 2360-nucleotide messenger RNA. RefSeq names its product beta-1,3-galactosyl-O-glycosyl-glycoprotein beta-1,6-N-acetylglucosaminyltransferase 3-like. Bases 12 to 1391 code for a protein of 459 amino acids. The record is from RefSeq and is a predicted model, not a curated record. The transcript has a single exon. Gene Ontology annotation, molecular function: acetylglucosaminyltransferase activity. Gene Ontology annotation, cellular component: membrane. Lineage: Eukaryota; Metazoa; Chordata; Actinopteri; Gadiformes; Gadidae.